This is a messenger RNA of Capronia coronata CBS 617.96, 3450 nucleotides long. RefSeq names its product ubiquitin conjugation factor E4 B. The transcript has 3 exons. Gene Ontology annotation, cellular component: nucleus; ubiquitin ligase complex; cytoplasm. Gene Ontology annotation, biological process: protein polyubiquitination. NCBI's taxonomy places the organism in Eukaryota, Fungi, Ascomycota, Eurotiomycetes, Chaetothyriales, Herpotrichiellaceae. The record is from RefSeq and is a predicted model, not a curated record. The coding region runs from base 1 to 3450 and encodes 1149 amino acids. Gene Ontology annotation, molecular function: ubiquitin-ubiquitin ligase activity.
AUGUCGGAGCCAUCGCUGGACGCCGAAAAGAUCCGCAAUAAGAGACUGGCGAAGUUGCAACAGUCGCAACUCCCGCCCUCGCAAGAGUCCGCUGCCUCAGAACAAGAUGGCUCACAGCCCGACCGUCCUGGUCAAGAUGGCCCAGCCCAAACAAACUCAGCUACGAAUGGUUCAGAGUCGACGCCAUCAGUCCAGCCCGCGACUCCUCAAGAGAGUACUCCGGCGACGCCCCUGCGGAUAGAUUCGCCUAUCCCAUCAACCAGCAGCCUCUCUAAAGUCACUUCACAUUCAACCUGGGAUCAGACACAUCCUGAGUCGCCCGCACCCUCCGCCGAUAUCUCUUACGCCCCCUCUCCUGCGCCUUCGAUGCAAAUAACGAUCAACCCUGCCGCCGACGUCCAAAAGCGAGACUCCAUCAGCCUAGAGCGGCCGAGUUCUAGGCAAAGUGAAACCAUCGAACAGUGGGAGGAUCGCACAUUGAGAAGCAUCUUUCGUCUCAGUUUCGAUACUGGACAAACCAAAGACAUGCAUGGCCAGACUCUGUAUCCCAUAUCCCAAUUGAAGGAAGAGCUGGAGGCUGAAGAGAAACCCCUACUGUUGAACACCGACCUGCUCGAACAAGCCAUCAUGGAAGCUGGUGCAAACUUGGGCAAGAUCACUCCCCACGACUGGCUCUUUGGAUGCUGGAAGAGAAUCACCAGGUUGAGUAAGGCUAUCAAAGAUCGAUCGCCUGAAAACAGAAAGUGGACGAUAGUAUCGGAAGCAAGGAGACUGUGCAUGAACUGGUGUCUACUGUCCGUCACCAACCCAGACAUUUUUGGUGCGGAGUACGAUGGAGUCUCUGCACUCGCAGAUCACCUUCUUUUCGAUCCGGACGAGGAUCGAGGUGUUUGUCAUGAUUUCCUUUCGGAGAUUGUGACACGGUUUGAGGAGGACGACUCCGUCAGGGAGGUUUUCAUUGCAGCCGUGGAAACACUGAGUCGGCGACUCUCCAAGUUGACAAUGGACAGUGACUAUCGACGGUAUACUGCCAUGUUGCGACAUCUUAUCAGAUACAAACCUCUGGCCGUUGCGAUCACCAAAUCUCCGAUGUUCGUCGACAAGUCUGUUCCAGCAGCACAACUAGAAGUUGCCACCCUGCUUGGUCCUUACUUUCAGAUCUCACCCCUUCAAGCCGAAGUCACCAAACAAUACUUUACCGGGCCAAAGACGAUGGAUCCAGGUCGAAUUAGGAGCGCACAACAGUCUCUGCAGAUGGCUUUGCGCGCGCAUCAGACUGAACUAUUUGACAUCGUCAAUACCUUGGUCCGCGCAUCGCCCGAGUCGAGAGAGCGAGUCUUGGAUUGGUUCGCCCUCGUGGUGAAUUCGAACCACAAGCGAAGAGCCAUGCGAAUCGACAAGACGACAGUGUCAAGCGACGGGUUCAUGAUCAACGUCAAUACCUGCCUAGAUCAACUCUGCGAGCCUUUCAUCGAUGCCCAGUUUUCGAAAAUAGACCGUGUCGACAUCGACUAUCUGCGACGACAUCCCCGGGUCGACAUCAAAGACGAAACGAAGAUCAACUCGGACCAGGAGAGUUCAGACGCUUACUACAAGGAUCAACUUGAAGGAACAAAUAACUUCAUAUCAGAGUUGUUCUUCCUCACAGUCGCUGCUCAUCAUUAUGGCAGUGAGGCUGCCCGCAACAUGCUGAAGGACAUGGAUCGGGAACUCAAGCACAUGGCCAAGCAGAUCGAACAAUUCGAGACCGAGCGGCACAAAUAUAUCAACAAUCCAGCGCAGCUGCGGAUGUUCGAGAAUGCACUUAAGAAGUACAAGGAUCAACACGAUAAAGGGCUGUCCUACAAGUACGCUGUUCAAGGGGUUCUGCUUGACGAGCUUGCUCAGACUCGGUCAAUGCAAUUCAUGCGAUUUGUGACUGUCUGGUUACUGCGACAAGUGUCCCCACACCGCCAGUUUCCCAAGGAGGAACUCACCCUGCCACUCCCUGACGAACAGCCCGAGGCUUUCAAGAAUCUCCCGGAAUACUUCUUGGACGUUAUCAGCGGCAAUUUCGGGUUUAUCAUGUACAACAUGCCACAGGUCAUUUCGUCAACUCAGUCGGAUGAGCUGAUUAUGCUUUGCGUCACCUUCCUACGAAAUUCAGAAUACAUCAAGAAUCCCUACCUGAAAGCUUCUCUGGUCACGAUUCUGUUCCGGGGCACGUGGUCCUGGCGUCAAGGGGGCAGGGGAAUUCUGGCAGACCAAUACAACAGUUUGCCCUUUGCUGCGAAAUAUUUACUGCAUUCUUUGAUGAAGUUCUUCAUUGAAGCGGAGUUCAUGGGUGGCCACGGUCAAUUUUUCGACAAAUUCAACGUUCGGUUUGAGAUCUUCCAGAUCAUAAAGUGUAUUUGGCCGAACCCCGUUUACAGAGAAAACCUUCUCAACGAGGCCAAGGUCAACAUGGAGUUUUUCGUGCGAUUUGUGAAUCUGUUGUUGAACGAUGUGACAUUUGUUCUGGACGAGUCCUUCACCGCUUUCCACACGAUCUACGACCUGUCGAAAGAGCUCUCCCUGGCCGGGACCACAUUGAACGAACAACAACGACAGGAGAAAGAAGAGGCAUUGGAGGCGGCCAAGGGAAAGGCGAAGUCAUACAUGCAGUUGACGAACGAAACCGUCGACAAUCUGAAACUGUUCACCGAAACCCUGGGCGAUGCCUUCACCAUGCCCGAAAUCGUUCAACGACUGGCAGACAUGCUUGACUACAACUUGGAUGCGAUGGUCGGCACCAAGAGCUCGUCCCUCAAGGUUGGCAAUUUACAGGAGUACAACUUCAAUCCGAGAACACUCCUCAGCGAACUUGUCGAUGUCUACCUGAACCUCAGCGACCGAGAGAAUUUCAUCCUUGCCGUGGCUCGUGAUGGCAGGUCCUACAAACCGGACAACUUUGCUGCUGCGGGAAACAUCCUGCGUAAAUACGGCUUGAAGUCUCCAGAGGAGCUCGCCAAAUGGAGCCAGUUCAUGGAAAAGGUGGCCAAGGCUCGAGAAGAGGAUGAAGCUGCGGAUGCAGAUCUGGGCGAGAUUCCUGACGAGUUCCUCGAUCCCUUGAUGUACACACUCAUGGAAGAUCCGGUGCGGUUGCCUGUGAGCAAGAUCGUGAUCGAUCGCAGCACGAUCCGCAGCCACUUGUUGAGUGAUCCUCAUGACCCCUUUAAUCGGAUGCCUCUCAAGAUUGAAGAUGUGAUUCCUGCUACGGAUGUCAAAGAGGCAAUUGAAAAGUUCAAGGAAGAGAAGAUUGGCAACCGUCGUAAAGACUUUGUGGAAACCAUGAAGACGGAAGCCGGUGGCAAUGCGGAUGGUGAGCCCAUGGACACGUCUCAAGCCGGUGGCAAUGCAGAUGGUGAGCCCAUGGACACGUCUCAAGCCGGUGGCAAUGCGGAUAAUGAGCCCAUGGACACCUCUCCUUGA